Molecule: messenger RNA, 868 nt
Organism: Elaeis guineensis (African oil palm)
Lineage: Eukaryota; Viridiplantae; Streptophyta; Magnoliopsida; Arecales; Arecaceae
Source: RefSeq, a predicted model, not a curated record
UUACACCUCGACCGUGAAACCCCUUGUCUCUCUCUCGUCUUCUUUCUUUUUUUCUUUCUCGAAGCCAUCGCCUCCUUCCCUGUCGACCUCGCCGACUACUUCUCUUCUCUCUCUCUCUCUUCUGCGCGUCCGAUGUUUCUCCAAGACGGUUGUGUGGCGGAGACCCCAGCAAUGGCUCUCCAUUCGUACCCCUCCCAAAGAGACGUUACUUAUGGCUGUGGUCACUGUGGCUACGCAUUGAAUCUAAGCUCAUCAAAUCGGAACACCACCAACAUCGGCUUAAAGUAUGGGAAAGCAAUCAAGAAAGGAGUUGUAUCAUUCUUCUCAAUAGAUGAGAGUCGGUUCUCUCAAACGGAUGAAUUGAGGUGUCUACCUUACUUCAAUUCAAAGAACUCAUGGGGUCUCUUCAGGCGGAAGACCAGACUCCUCUGCCGCAAGUGUGGGAGCUAUAUUGGUAGUGCUUAUGAUGAGAAUUCCCCUCCAAUUGGGUCGGAAAAUUCAGACUCGAGCUCUGGAAAUGGGGCCUCUGCUUGCAAGAAGUACAAUAUCAAGAUCAGUGCACUGCAGCCAUGGUCAGAUGACUCAGGUAUUCCCCUUUUCACAUGAUGGAAAUGAGCAAUUAAUGAGGGGCCUUUAAUGCUGGUUUGUCUCUUGGCUUAAGAGUAGCGUAUGAGAGGACAAAAUGGAAGGUGGGAAGAUGUUAGCCAUGUUUGUUAUUGUUUUGUUGACCUCAGAUGUACAAAGGUGCUUGGGUUAUCGAUGGGUGGUCUGUCAAGGUAUAUAAUAGAUGUGUUUUGCAAUUUUGUUGUGCGUGUAUAUGAUGGAAUUGAAAAUAAAAUUUUGUGUGUUGUCAUGCUUAUUUUUGUUA